Pristis pectinata (smalltooth sawfish) is the source of this 4613-nucleotide messenger RNA. RefSeq names its product receptor-type tyrosine-protein phosphatase alpha-like. The transcript has 27 exons. Gene Ontology annotation, biological process: protein dephosphorylation. The record is from RefSeq and is a predicted model, not a curated record. Gene Ontology annotation, molecular function: protein binding; protein tyrosine phosphatase activity. The coding region runs from base 421 to 3501 and encodes 1026 amino acids. Lineage: Eukaryota; Metazoa; Chordata; Chondrichthyes; Rhinopristiformes; Pristidae.
GGCUUUUUUAUCCCCUACCAGAUGGGAAGGGGGAGAAGAGAGAAUGUCCGGGGUGGGAGCAGUCUUUGAUUCCCAAGCAGCAGGAAGGAACAAUCCCAGAGUCCGUGGAAUGUUGGAAGAUAAUAACCGGAAUACCUACCCCUCCCAAAACCUUGGGAUGUAGAUCAUCAGGACUUGUUUUCAGGUGUUGCAGGUGAUCACUGUGAGCCAGAUCCGCUCCUGAACCUGAAAGCAGAACCCCUGGGAACCUUCUUCCGUCAGGACAACUCCUUCAACAUCAUCUGCAAAUCUGGAUUCCUGCCCAUUAACUUCUCUGGUCUUAAGAGAGUCAAAUGUAUCAACGGACGCUGGUACGACAGUCAGCAAGCAACCGUCAGACUGCAGGACUUGCAGUGUCAGACACCGCCGACAUUCACCAAGAUGAGUGUUUCUGCCUCCGCGAACAGCAUCACCCUGCAGGGUAGCUUCAGCCAUUGUCCCAGGACCACCAGUGAUGCUCCCAAACUCAACGUCCAGCUCGACUGCACCUGGUCUCAGAGUUACUAUCCACGCUGUAAAUCUAGCAAGCCCAGCACCAGCGAAGUCUGGCCCCUCUGUAGCUUGAAUCUGUAUAACUUGACCUGCAAAAAUCUUCGGCCCUACGCCGAGUACUGCAUCCAACUCGCCAUCAUUUACUCUGCUCCCAGCUCACCUUCCGGAUUUGGUUCUCCGUACUUAGGCCAUGGAAGCAUACGUGAUACCAAAAUCAUGCGAAAUUUCUUGGUCCCAGUUCACACACCCUUGGUAAACACCCGCCAAGCAGUGCCAAUUAAACCCCGGUUGCUGGUCCUGGACAUGGACAAGCGGAAAAUUAAGUGGGAGUUACAGGAUCAAUGCAGCGGCCCAGUUCAUGGGUAUCAGUUGACCAUUGUUGGAUCAAGAUCCUACAACUCCUCGUUCUAUUUUGAAGAAGUGUUGACUUUGAAUGCCAGUACAUUGUCAGUAGAAGAUUAUAACUUUGAAUGUGCUACGACCUACAACAUCACUCUGCAAGCUCGCAACUUGGCGGGCCUUGGUGAAAAAUAUGAGUCAACAAGGCAUUCUUCUGCUAAAGACCCACCUGCUCCCAUUAUUCAAGGUUCGGUUUCAGACCUCACACACUCCAGCGCUGUUAUCCGAUUUACAUCAGUGUCAUCACCAUGCACAGCAGUCAAAUUUUACGAGGUCGUUGUCACAUUGACAAGGGAACGUGCAUGGCUGAGGACACAACUUGACACGACUUGUAGGAAUAGCCAACUGGGACCAUUCAACGCGAAGUAUCCUCUCUAUGACUACAUCAGUCUGCGGAUUCCGGCUGCCAAUGUCUCGGGAACAAUUGCAGUGACCAUUGGAGAUGGUCAGACCACUGGGAAUCUUUGGAACAGACCACUGGAGCCUGACAGAGGAUAUACAAUCUUGUUGCGAGUGGUCAGUGAGUGGAAGGGGGAAGUGAAGUUUGUAUGUGCACAAUAUGAACCGUUCUAUGUGUCGAGUGGAAAGGUCGCUAUAGCCGUUUCCACACUCCUGAUCAUUGUUCUGCUUUUCUUCCUGGUGGUCUUCCUGCUCUACAGGAGGAGGAAGCAGAGGCCUCAGGAGCCCAGAGAGAAGGUCUUCCGUCCUCUGAUUAGAAGCAAGUCAGUGGUGAACACUGAGAUCAGUGUGUGCAACCUCCUGAAAUUCCUCAUGAAGAUGCGGCUGCUGGACGAAGAAAGCGGCGAUGAGGAUGUGAAAGAUGAUGGGCUGACAAAGGAGUACAAAAAUUUGUCAAAUUACCCGUUACAUGCUUGCACCGUUGCAAAAGAACCCCACAACGCAAGCAAGAACCGAUUUCUCACCAUCUUACCAUAUGACAACUCCCGGGUGGUGCUGAAAGGCAACAGCGGCGACAAAGAUGGAUUCAUCAACGCCAGCUACGUCGACGGCUACAGGAAGCAGAACUAUUACAUCGCAACACAAGGGCCACUGACGGAGACCAUCACCGACUUCUGGCAGAUGGUGUGGCAGGAGAACUGCACCAUAAUUGUCAUGUUAACCAGGAUCAGUGAACAGGGCAAGUGUAAGUGUGAGCGAUACUGGCCAAAGGAGGCAAGCCAAACCUUCGGGGAGUUCACCAUCACCCGGGUCAGCGAGAAGAGCCCCAGCACAAAGGACUUCAGCAUCCGCACCCUCCAGCUGCACAAGGCUGGAUCCGCACCAGGGUCCUCCCGGCAGAUACAGCACUUCCACUACCUGCAGUGGCCGGAUCACGGCGUUCCCAGGAAUCCCAUCGGCAUCUACCGGCUGCUGAAGGCCAUCAAUCAAACAAACCGUCAUACAGGGCCCCUGGUGAUCCACUGCAGUGCUGGUGUGGGUCGUACAGGAACUUUCAUUGCCAUCGACUACCUGCUGAAGAUGGCAGAGGAGGAAAGCAAGGUGGACGUAUUCCAGUGUGUGGAUCGGAUGCGGUGCAAACGGCCGGGCAUGGUGCAGACCCAGGAGCAGUACCGAUUUAUCUAUUUGGUGCUUCUGGAGGCACAGCUGUUUGGGGACACGGCGAUUCCAGUGGUGCAGUUCCGAGAAUGUCUGAGCAGCCUGAUAGAGGGGCAGACAGGACGUCCGAGUAGCAGCUGCAAGAGGGAGUUUGAGACACUGCAAACCUACUCUCAGCUCUUCAAAUCGCAUCGACACACAGAGGCCCUGCGGUUAUGUAACAUCGCGAAGAACAGGUGCUCCCAAAUCUUGCCAGCGGAGCAUGUCCGGCCCAGCCUGCUCUCAGUGAAGAACCUGGAUGGCAGUGCAGGCUACAUCAAUGCAGUCUUCACAGAGCGCCACGGUCUGAGGGACCGCUUCAUCCUGACCCAGCUGCCACUGAUGCAGACGCUGGCUGACUUCUGGGCACUGGUGUACGACCAGAACUGCACCUGCGUGGUCAACCUGAGUCGUUUGACGGACCUCGACCAGACGUACGUGGCCUUCUGGCCGGAGGAAGGUGUUGCAAGCUAUGGCCCCUUCCUCGUGGAGAUGCAGUCAUACACCAUCCUCACGGACAUCACCGAGAGACACCUGGUUCUCCGCAAACAUGGCCAGAAAUUAGAGCGCGAGGUCAAAGUUCUCCAGCUGGACAGCUGGCCGAUGGGAGAGCCUGUCCCACAAUCCCCACAGCCAAUCAUUAGCAUUGACCAGCGAGUGCAAAUGUGGCAGAAACAGGGGGAGCAGUCACCGGUUCUCGUCACCUGCUGGGAUGGAGCUAGCCGCUGUGGCCUCUACUGCACCGCCAGCAACGUGUGUCAGCACAUCCGGCAGUACCAGCUGGUGGACAUCUUCCAUGCUGUGAAAACCACCCGCAGCAGCCGACCACAGGCCAUCGGCACACUGGAUCAAUACAGCUUCUGUUACUGGCUGGCACAGGUUUACCUGGAGACAGACGGGCACAUUUCCAACGCAGGCACUGGCUGUGCCCAGGAACAAGACAUCACCAACCAGGACAGUGAGGAUCUGCUCUGAUCAGUCACAGUUCACCCUGGUCACCCCUCACAGAGUGUUCCUUCAGUAGAUGUCCCCACCAGUGAUGGUCAGUGUUAGAGUGCAGCCUCUGCCUCAGUCCACCCCACCUUGUCAUGCUCCAUCUCAUUACUGGUACUUUCUGCCACAGGUCCCCUCCACCUCUCCCUCCUCCACAGGCCUCCUCCACAGGUCCCCUCCACCUCUCCCUCCCUUCCUCCCUCACAGCCCCCCCCUUGCCCUCUUGUCACUGAUGCCCGGGGUGUAGGGGGGUGGCUAUUGCCCUGCCAAUAUUCCUCAGAUAUUUGUCUGUCAGAUCUCCCUAAGCUUCUGCUGCUCCUGGGAGAACAGACCCAGCCUCUCUGGUCUCUCCUUGUAACUGAAAUGCUCCAUCCCAGGCACAUCCUGGUGAAUCUCUUCUGCACCCUCCGUAGAGCCCUACCACUCCCUGUGCAUCUCCGACCAUCAGCCCACCUAAAGUGCAUCACUUUGCACUCACCAGCAUUAAAUUACAUCUGCCAUCGCUCUGUUUGUUUUACUAACGGGCCUAUACCAUCCUCCCUAUCAACACCACCAGAUUUAUAUCAUCGGCCAACUUAUUAUUCAUAGCUCCCAUAUUCAUAUCUAAAACAAAUAAUAAGGUCCCUGUGACACAUCAUUGGUUACAGGCUUUGCAGGGAUAUACAGGGUCCAACACUGGAACACACACGGGGUGUACAGGGUCUGACACUGGGACACACACGGGGUAUACGGGAGACAGAAGUGGGACAUUGCCUUACCCAACCCCUGACCACUGUUCAGCCCUGACUUGUGGCGUUGGGACCUUACGGGCUUCCUUCACUCUGUCAGGGAGAGUUGGACAGUGGAGGAAGAGGAAGGGGCUGGGUCAAAGGAAAGUCCCCAGCACCUGUCACAACUAAUAGAUUUUCCUAACAUGCUUCACUGGAGAGACACCCACAGGUGGGUAAAGAUGGGGUUGUCUGUGGGACACCCAUGGAUGGGACGUGAAAGUGGGAGUGGCAGCUCCCCUACCCCCUCUGCCAUGGGUAUUAUUCUCUGACCCUGCUCCACUCACACAAAAUGAAUGUUUGUGAAUUUCCCUGAAUGUCAGUGUA